Coccidioides posadasii C735 delta SOWgp is the source of this 1929-nucleotide messenger RNA. RefSeq names its product Glutamate--tRNA ligase mitochondrial (gene MSE1). NCBI's taxonomy places the organism in Eukaryota, Fungi, Ascomycota, Eurotiomycetes, Onygenales, Onygenaceae. Gene Ontology annotation, molecular function: ATP binding; tRNA binding; glutamate-tRNA ligase activity. Gene Ontology annotation, cellular component: mitochondrion. Gene Ontology annotation, biological process: glutamyl-tRNA aminoacylation. The record is from RefSeq and is a predicted model, not a curated record.
CAAAGCCGCGACAAUGCGGCCUUCCGCCUCUCGGUUCUUUGCCCGGAGUCCAUGGGUUUGCAAAUCAUGUAGGGCUAAUUUCUCUUCGACAACCUCGUGCGCAGCAAAGAAAACCAAGUCUCGCCUUCCUGACUCUCCGGCACGCACUCGUUUCGCCCCGUCUCCGACCGGAUAUCUCCAUCUCGGAUCCCUGAGAACGGCGUUAUUUAACUACCUUCUCGCAAAGCGGACCGGCGGACAAUUCCUUCUACGCAUUGAAGACACAGAUCAGAAAAGGACAAUUCCUGGCGCAGAGCAGAGGCUGUAUGAAGAUCUACAAUGGGCCGGUCUCCAGUGGGACGAAGGACCCGUUGUAGGUGGACCGUAUGGCCCUUAUAGACAGUCUGAACGGACGGCAUUGUACAAAUCCCAGGCGGAAAACCUCAUUUCCACAGGCCAUGCAUAUCGGUGCUUUUGCUCGUCAGAGCGCCUUGACAGACUCGCGAGACAUCGACAUGAUCUCGGCCUCGCCCCUGGAUACGAUGGCGCUUGCAUUGAUAUAUCAAAAGAAGAAUCAGAGGAACGGGCUGCAAAUGGGGAAGCCCAUGUCGUUCGAUUGCGAGUUGCAGAGUCCUAUCCCAUGUUUGAAGACAUAGUAUACGGCAAAACCGGACAGAACCGCGCAAGGAAUGGUGGCAAAAAAGCUGAACUUGUGGACACGUUCGUUGAUCCUAUCCUGCUGAAGUCUGACGGAUAUCCCACGUACCAUCUUGCAAACGUUGUGGACGACCAUUUUAUGAAGAUUACUCACGUUAUUCGGGGCACGGAAUGGAUGUCCUCAACUCCGAUGCAUGUAGCUUUAUACAAUGCCUUCCAAUGGCAACCACCCAAGUUCGGCCAUGUCCCGCUCCUCGUUGAAAAGAACGGCCAAAAGCUCAGCAAACGCAACGCAGACAUAGAUAUCGCGCAUUUCAGGGAUAAACAAGCGGUGAUGCCGGACACGUUGGUCAAUUUUGCUGCGUUACUAGGCUGGUCCCACCUACGGAAAUCAGAUGUGUUUAGUUUGAAGGAGCUAGAAGAGAUCUUCGAUUUGAAACUCACUAAGGGCAAUACGACUGUAGCUUUUGAGAAGCUCUGGUUCUUGCAAAAAUCCCAUGCCCAGCGGUAUGCAGCGACGGGCGGACCGAAGUUUGAUGAGUUGGUUCGGCUCGUGUCAAAUGCUGCCGAAUCAGUAUAUACUCCCGAGCAAUAUUCUCCUAUCCUGAAAUCCCGGAAUCUCAAAGAAUAUGUUUCUUCGAUUUUACGCGAGGGCCCUCGCUCAUAUACAAAUCCAACCGAAUUCAUCAACGUCAAUAAAUCAUUCUUCACUCAAACUAUCGAUAGGCCAGCUUAUACUCCCGCCACCACCACUUCCAGCGGGGAUGAAUCAACAAAGAUCCCCGUUUCAGCCCUUCACACUGCUGCAGCUGCCCUCUCCAUGGUUCCUGCAUCGCACUGGAACUCAGAGACACACCGUGCCAACAUCGAGGCAUAUAUGUACACCGAUCCCUCCCCUGAACUCGGACCUAAAGAGCAAAAGACAUCACAGCAGCUUUUUAGAAAAGAGCUAUAUCACUAUCUACGAUGGGCCUUGUCGGGCGGCACUCCCGGGAUAGGUAUACCAUCGACCAUGGAAAUCCUCGGUCGGGAGGAGAGUGUCAAACGGUUAGACGAAGCGAGGGAAGCAACAAAGUCAUUGGCUUCGGCGGAGAGGAGAGACAUCAGGCGCCCCAUGAAUCAGAAGGAGAGCGACAAAGGUAGUAACGAGUGGAUGGGUUCGUUGGCCGGAGCCGCAAAAUAGGUUUUUCUGGGAGAGAACAAAGGUGGAUGACGGAGGCUUUAGCGGGAGUGGGAGGCCUGACGGAGCUACACCUGGUAUUAUAGAGAGCACUUAUCAUAGUUGUACGAUUA